Molecule: messenger RNA, 2208 nt
Organism: Amoebophrya sp. A120
Lineage: Eukaryota; Dinophyceae; Syndiniales; Amoebophryaceae
Source: the annotation of a GenBank genome assembly
UAAAAAUUGAAACACCGAAUCCAAAUUCUACAUCCCACAGCGACCUUAGGAAUCCAUAUUGCUUGUCUAUUGAGUUGGGUAGCGAGCACUGCUCUGUAAAUUAGUAGGACGCAUCCUGUAGCUGUAGGCCUCCGAGUAACAAAAUACAGAUUUGUACGUUUGGACUGCAUAUACAUACGGAUUUGAAUUGUUUUCACAACUGCAUCGCCUGAUCUUUUUCUCGUCGAUCAUAGUUGUUUUUUCGUGUCGGCUCGACACAAAAGAGUUUUACAACGUCUCCGUUUCACCAAGAACACCAUCGCAUCAAAAGACUCUCGCAGCCGCACCAUCUUCAUCAUGUCCUUGCUGAGUUCUUACCGAAUCGCGGACACGCAUCACCGGACCUGGGGCCUGGCGGUCGCCGGUACCACAACCGCUUUCCUCGUGGCGGCGUAUUACAAUUACCACAAACGGGGGGAGCGUGCUGACCGCGCUGCUGGUCGAACAUCAAAUAGACGCAAAAAUAACGGCACGAAAAAACAGAAAGUUGUUCCCGCUCCUUCGGCUGCUGAUGAACCAUUAUCCGAUUCCGCGGCAAACGAAGGAGCAAAACUACAGGAUGAAUUGCAGGAGUCCGCAAUAAAAACAAAGCAGCUGGUGCACCAGCUGCCGGACAGUAAUAUCGCGUCCUUGGAGGACUUCGAUUUGGAGGACGAGUAUCUGCUCGUGGAUGACUUUGACAGCGAUACGGCCCGCGUGGAAGUCGUGCCGAGUUCGAAAAUGAACGUAGUUGCGCCGAGCACGACCUUCCACAAUGAGAGCAGCAGCAGCAGCAGCAGUACCAAUCGCAUUCUUGACGACGAAAACUUCACCCACGACGAGAAGGAAAUGACAAGCAGUCAUACGAAGAGCUGCAUCGAAAGAACGACCAGGGAUCAUGAUGAAGAACGCACGUUCUUCGUCGAGAAGCAGUUGCGCAGUGUCGGGCUCUUCACCGCGUCGGCGAUUGGUGAUGAGGAGGACCAUGAUCUCGAGGACAGCAACAAGAGCGCAACAAGCCCAACCUCGAGCAACGAUAAAAACAAAAAUAUAUCUUCCACAACGUCAAGGUCAACCACUGCCCCGAUUCCCAAGAAGAAUUACCCGCUGGCGGGGGAGAACGGCGAGACUGCGGACGACGUGGUCGAGGUCAAAUGGGUGUCAGAGGCGGAGGAAAAGCGCCGGUACUUCAACGUUUGGGCGGAAGAGGACGAAGACGAUCCGUUCUUUCAUAACAUGCCCAAGCCGAUGGGGAGCAACGCAAUUGACUCAACCUCUUCUAUUUCUGCAAAGCAGAGCACCAUGAGCAACUCGUUUAUCGUCGAUCUCACCGGCGAGAAGGACGAAAAGGCGACUAGUACAUCGUCGCGUUUGCAAAACGACCACCAAGAACUCCCCGGAGGUGCACCAGCCGCCUCUGCUGGGACCACCAAAACAAGUCUAAGUGCAACAACUACAAGCGACAGUAAUAGAAAUAACAACUUCGAGCAGCAGCUGCUUCCCUUCGAGUCCGAUUUUAUGGAUUCCGAGUCCGAUUUCUUGGAUUCCAUCUCCACGACCACCCCGGCCAGCUCCUGCUACACCAGCCCCCGGACAGCUUUGAUAGCCGGUGGGGGCGGUGGUCACAACUGCGGGAAGACGAAGAACAAGAAUCCACCGUCGGUGGUUUACAGUUUUCCACCGUCCUCGGCUCCUUUGGGGACAGCAGCGGCUGCCUCGUCGACCUGUUCCAGUUCUUCGUGCUGUGCUGGUAGUGCUGACACGGCGACGGGGAUGAACAACAGAAACGCGGAUUGUUCCACGACUUCGUCUACCUGUGAAAACCACAAGAACCCAACCAGUGUGAGCUGCAAGAAAGGUGAAACUGAUCACAGUGAUAGCAUGGUGCAACAGAUGCACGACGUCAAUCAGCACAAUAGAAGAAGCACGUCGAAUAAUGAUCUUCACACUUGCGGUCGUUGUACUUCGGGUGAUAGUACAACGAACGACCAUCAACAGGAGCGUAGUACAACCAGCUCUAGUAGUACUUGUUCUUCCCAACAACAAGUGCUGCGUCAUCAACCGCAGUUCACGACGACGAGUCAUCAGCCGGUGGUGAAGAUCAAACUGGACGAGGAUCAUGUGCAGAUUCUCAGCACGCCUCUCGGCAAUCCCGACGACCUCGAGUUGGACCUCGAGGACCUCUUCUAA